Molecule: messenger RNA, 698 nt
Organism: Dentiscutata erythropus
Lineage: Eukaryota; Fungi; Glomeromycota; Glomeromycetes; Diversisporales; Gigasporaceae
Source: the annotation of a GenBank genome assembly
AUGUUCAAUAAAUCCUUUUACGUUUACUUUUUGGUUAUAUUAGUUUUGUUAGCUAUUGUAGCAACACCACAAAAAAACCAAAAUGUGGCUAAAACAGUUACUAAGAAAGAGACAGAGUAUAAGACUGUGACCAAGGCUACGACUAAGAAAGAGAUAGAAUACAAGACCGAGUACAAGACCGUGACCAAGGCUACGACUAAGAAAGAGACUGAGUACAAGACCGUGGUCAAGCCUGAGUACAAGACCGUGACCAAGGCUACGACUAAGAAAGAGAUAGAGUACAAGACCAUAACCAAGCCCGAGUACAAGACCGUGACCAAGGCUACGACUAAGAAAGAGACUGAGUACAAGACUGUGGUCAAGCCCGAGUACAAGACCGUGACCAAGCCCGAGACUAAGAUCGUGACCAAAACUGUGGUCAAACCUGAGUACAAGACCGUGACCAAAGCUACGACUAAGAAAGAGGUAGAGUACAAGACUGCGACCAAGGUCGAGACUAAGACCGUGACCAAGCCCGAGUACAAGACCGUGACCAACGUCGAGGUUAAGACCGUAACCAAGCCUGAGUACAAGACCGUAACCAAGCCUGAGUACAAGACCGUGACCAAGCCCGAGUACAAGACCGUAACCAAGCCUGAGUACAAGACCGUGACCAAGGCCGAAACUAAAACCGUUACUGUUACUGAGAAAAAAGAAAA